Nothobranchius furzeri (turquoise killifish) is the source of this 1929-nucleotide messenger RNA. It is a transcript of the gene lad1, whose product is annotated as ladinin. The record is from RefSeq and is a predicted model, not a curated record. Gene Ontology annotation, molecular function: structural molecule activity. NCBI's taxonomy places the organism in Eukaryota, Metazoa, Chordata, Actinopteri, Cyprinodontiformes, Nothobranchiidae.
AUGUGAUCCCUGACUGAGCUUCACCCGACUAAAGGUGGAUACCUUUGUGCUGCACCGACUGUAACGUUUCCUGCUGCUGUCAGAGGCUGUUGACUUUUGCCUGUCAUCUGCGACUAAAGUGGAAACUUGUUAUUUUUUCCCUCAGCAUGUCCAUCAGUCGGAAAAACUGGUUUGCUUUGUCCAGCCUUGCACGACAAUGGACGAUGGAGGACGAGGAGGAGGUGGAGAGGGAGAAGAGGAGGAGAGGGAGGAGCAGCAGUACUGCUGACCCAGAUGCUGACUCUGACUCUCUUCCCAGAACUCCAUCCAGCAAUGGUGGCACAUCUGGGACUAAACCUUCCGGUGACACAUCUCUGGAUCUCAGCAGUGUUGAGCAGCUUCAGGUAGACUUUGUGGAGAUGCUUCGAGCGCGAGAUGAAAAGAGGAGGAUGAGGCAGGUGGAGACGCUGAGACGGCAGAAGGAGGAAGAGGAGGGUGAUGAGAAGGAGAGAAGUGGAGAAGAAGGAGAUGGAAGGGUCGUGGUGCUGGGGGAGUUGGAUGAGGGGAAGGACAGCGUGUUCAAACCACAAUCUCCUUCAAAAAGUACCUCUGAAAGCAACAAAUUCAGCAGGAAAGCUGCAACAUCAAGCACACUGCAUGAAAAAGAAGAGUCAUUAAAAAUGGACCCUGAGUCUAAACCAGAGCCCCGUCCAGCUCGCAAGUUUGUCAGUUCUGUGUCCAUCUCUCUUGACAAGCCUUCCUCAGCCAGCAGGAGCUCCACUUCCAUGAGCCCUAGCUCUCCGACGACCCCCUUGUCGCCACGUGAUCACUGGCCUUCACCCUGCAUGAGCCCGUCACCUCAUCAGCCUCAAAGUCCAGUAGAGAACAGACACUCACAGGAGACCUGCACCAAUGGGCCCUCGAAAGAUGGAAAUUUUGAACAAACAACCAAACCUGCCUUUGCCAGACAGAGCUCCAGGACUUUAUCCUUCAGGACCAUGAAGAAGAAAGAGGAGGACAGCUCGCCACUGCAGCGAAGUGCAAGUGUGAGGAUAGCCUCCAAGAAGUUUGAGACCAACACAGACCAGGAUGGAGAUGAGGACAAAAGAUCAUCAUUCCAAAGAAACUCUAAACAAAGAAUAUCCUCCAGAUCCAUCAAAGAAAAGAUGGAGUUACUGGCUCGAGCAGCACAGAAAUCAGAAGUGACCCGAUCUCCAGAUGUGGCCCAGAGGACCCUGUGUCUGUUGGAAGAGGUCUCCAGAAAAAGAAGCCUGUUUGAGAAGGAUCAGGAGGCACAGAGCCCGACCAGCCCCGGAGUUUCAAGACCAGAUUUCCGGAGCUUCACAUCGGGAAUGUCGGACCGGAUCAACGUCUGGCUAAAUAAGACCAACCAAGCUGGAUCCUCACUCAGUCUGGACUUGAGAAAUGUGGACAUCAGCAGCAAGAGGAGUCUGUUUGAGAAUAGAGGGGAGGACAGUGUCUCCAAAAUAAGUCCUGCACAAAAGUUAUAGAUCUAUAAUUUAUCAUUCUCAUUGGGGAGGUAAACUUUUGGAUGAUUAUUGAGCUUUCAUGCUACUUCAAGAAUUUUUCUUCACUGCCAAGGCACACAAAAGGAAAGGCUGGAGUUUCUGCUGUAAAGAAUGAAACAUGUGUUGUUGUAUUUUUUUAAACAGGAAGCUUUUCUCUUGCAUUGAUUCUUCAAACUUGUACUUGUUUUACAAUUCAGAACAUGGAAUCUGGAGAAAUAUGAAUAAAGCAGUAGAACAAAGAAGAAGAAAUAAUUUGUAUACAUUCUUCAGCCUUAUCUUCAUUUCUCAAGCACUUUAAACAGGCAAGAGGCUUCAGGCUAAUUAAGUUUAUUGAAAGGUGGAAUUGUAAUUAAAUAAAGUUUUGUUUUAUCUUUGGACAUGCUGACUCGUUUGUCUGAGGAAUAAACUGUUUUACUACAAA